Dioszegia hungarica is the source of this 306-nucleotide messenger RNA. RefSeq lists its product as uncharacterized. The transcript has 5 exons. The record is from RefSeq and is a predicted model, not a curated record. The coding region runs from base 1 to 306 and encodes 101 amino acids. Lineage: Eukaryota; Fungi; Basidiomycota; Tremellomycetes; Tremellales; Bulleribasidiaceae.
AUGGGCAAAAUCGUACACAUCGUUCUCUGGAAGCUCCGCAAGGCGGCCAACGAGGAGGCGCUCGUCCAGGCCAAGGCGUCCAUUGCUGCCUUGAAGAACGUCCCGGGUCCCGAGACUAUGCAAUUGGGUCCUCCGCUCAUGGACGCCCGAGCUAAGGGGUACGACUGGGGUCUGUACUCGGUCUUCUCGUCCAAGGCCGCUCUGCAGGAGUAUGCAGUCUCAGAAGCGCACGUCAAUGUCGUCAAGAACAACGUCGGGCCGAACGUCGAGGAGGUACUGGCGUACGACUUCGAGCUGGAGGCAUAG